AUGGCCGCGGGAGCGGAGCGCCAGGCCGGCGCGGAGCUGGAGGCUCCCCCCCAGCACGAUCAGAUCUCUCACACAAAUCUUUCUGCAGAUGACAAGUGGAACCUGCAGCAGGAGAAGAUGCUCAAGAUACACCGGGGCCACGAUUCCAUGCACAUGGAGAUGAUCUUGAUCUUCUUCUCCACCCUGAUCAUCGCCCAGAUAGUGCUGGUGCAGUGGAGACAGAGGCAUGGCCGGUCCUACAACCUGGUGACCCUGUUGCAGAUGUGGGUUGUCCCUUUGUAUUUCACAAUAAAACUUUACUGGUGGCGGUUUCUGUCUAUGUGGGGAAUGUUCUCAGUUAUCACCAGUUACAUCCUCUUCAAAGCUACGCGAAAGCCCCUCUGCGGGAGAACACCCCGAUUGGUCUACAAAUGGUUUCUUCUCAUCUAUAAACUCAGCUACACAUUUGGUGUUGUGGGUUAUUUGGCUAUCAUAUUUUCACUGAGUGGAAUUCAUUUAUUUUUCAAAAUCAAGGCAAGAGAUUCCAUGGAUUUUGGCAUUGUGUCACUGUUCUAUGGCCUCUACUAUGGCAUAAUGGGAAGAGACUUUGCAGAGAUCUGCUCAGAUUACAUGGCUUCUACUAUAGGGUUCUACAGCGACAGUGGGAUGCCCACAAGGAGCUUGUCAGACAGCAUCUGUGCUGUCUGUGGACAAAAAAUCAUUGUGGAGCUCGAUGAAGAGGGGCUCAUUGAAAACACUUACCAGCUUUCCUGCAAUCAUGUCUUUCAUGAAUUCUGCAUCCGAGGUUGGUGUAUUGUUGGUAAAAAGCAGACCUGCCCUUACUGCAAAGAGAAGGUUGAUUUGAAGAGGAUGAUCAGUAACCCCUGGGAGCGCACACACAUUUUGUAUGGACAAAUCUUGGAUUGGCUUCGUUAUUUGGUAGCCUGGCAACCCAUGGUGAUAGGAAUAGUUCAAGGCAUUAGCUACUCACUAGGGCUGGAAUGA
Pipistrellus nathusii (Nathusius's pipistrelle) is the source of this 984-nucleotide messenger RNA. Lineage: Eukaryota; Metazoa; Chordata; Mammalia; Chiroptera; Vespertilionidae. The record is from the annotation of a GenBank genome assembly.